This is a messenger RNA of Cryptomeria japonica (Japanese cedar), 1077 nucleotides long. RefSeq names its product peptidyl-prolyl cis-trans isomerase ppi1. Gene Ontology annotation, biological process: protein peptidyl-prolyl isomerization. The transcript is spliced from 9 exons. The record is from RefSeq and is a predicted model, not a curated record. NCBI's taxonomy places the organism in Eukaryota, Viridiplantae, Streptophyta, Pinopsida, Cupressales, Cupressaceae. Gene Ontology annotation, molecular function: peptidyl-prolyl cis-trans isomerase activity. The coding region runs from base 207 to 962 and encodes 251 amino acids.
GAGAACACAUCAAAGGCAACUUUGCACAACGGCUGCGAACGGUUUGUUUAAAAACUGAAAAUUCUCCGAAGAGGCUGAAAUAACUGCUGAACGGACGGUGUAUGCACUCCAAGCUCUUUCGAGCUUUCUAUAAUGAAUCUAGACCUUACUGUAAACUGGCCAUCAUAACGUAAACGCAAUAGAAAUCAUACGUACUAGCAGAUAUAAUGAAUCCUAUAAAUAAAAAAAUAGUAUCGAUUUUUAGCAUUUUGGCCAUUCAAUUUUUGUUAAAUGCUUCGGCAACGUUCUCGCGAAACACAGCAUUUGAGGGCUACUCUGAGGGUCCUUUCAAACCCAAUCAACAAAAUCCAGUGACUCGUUCAGAGGUGUUGGUGUUUUCAACUCGUUAUGGGGAUAUUAGGGUUUUUCUCAGGCAAGAUGCUGCACCCAAAACUGUAGAGUAUAUGAAGAGUCUUGCAAGAGAAGGCCUAUUUGAUGGAUGCGGUUUCUACCGUGUAGAGCCUUCAGGAGAGACAGUAGAUCAUGAUAGAAAAGGGACGAGAAGAGGGUAUGCACUUGUACAAGGUGGAUUAUAUUCAUGUGGCCGACAACAAAGCAUUGUUUUACCUACAGAGCCAGUGUUGCAUAACAAUGUUGGUACAGUUGCUCUGAUUACGGGCACGAGUGAAUUCUUCUUCAACCUUGAGGACCAUCAUGAGUGGGACAAAAGUUUCAAUGUUUGGGGAACGAUAUUCGAUGAAGCAAGUUUAGCAGUGCUUCAGAAAAUUGUGGCUCUACCUACAUACCAGGAAGAUCAUCCCAGUGGCACUGUGAUGCGUAUACUUAAAACACCAGUGGAGUACAGGGCAAAGGCAUUAUGGCGAUGGCGAUUGGUUUAUUUAGCAGAGGUGGAGACGACGAUGAGGCGAUGGUUAACAGGUUCGAGAGCAAACCUAGAAAUCAUAUUUACACCUUUCAGAUGAGGAUUGCCUACUCGCACCAUGCUAAGAUGAAGUAUGUUUUGGUUAAUGUUCCCAAGCAUCACUCCCCUCAUCCGUGGGUAUGAAGGACAUGGCCUGGGCUGUCCGUGAAUGGAUA